AGUAGUCUGUAGUGGCACGAAGAGGCUUCAGCCCUUCCACACACACACACAUCUACCAUGGCUCACUUCUGUUUCGUUCUGGUGGUGCUCCUGAUGUCCGUUGCAAUGGCGACCAGCACAUCGAACUGCCUUAUUGCAACGCUGCCUGGCAUACUAAACCUAGGAAAGUGUCUUAAAACGUCUUUGGACCUGUGCACUGCAACUGUCGAUGACAUCCUGGAAGCUGUUAUAAAACUCGUUCAGUGCCUGGUCUCUGCAUUGACGACCAUUAACGUUGUGGGUGCCUUAUCAGCCUUGAUUGACAUCAUCUCCGUCGUCCUUAGUGUCCUUGGAAUAAACUUGAGCAGUAUUACCAGGUUGCUGACGCCCUUGUGCGCCGUGUCCAAUGUACGCGGAUGCAAAAAGCUCUUAUCCGGUGAUUACAUCUGUAGCGCACCCAUCAACAUUUCUCUUCCUGGCAACCUCAAUCUGGGACAGUGCCUGACCGACACCCUGAUACUUUGUGAAGAGGGCAAGCCUGCUACGGAUGCUGUACUUGUGAAACUUGUGGAAGCUUUGGCUUGCCUUUUGAACGAGCUCCUGGGAUCAGCUUCUAGCGGUGUUCUCGAUGGUCUGGUUUGCACCGUGCUCGAACUUCUCACUGGUGCUGCCGCCAACGUCAGCUUAUUGCUGAAGUUGGCUCUGGGUAGCCUUGCUGCGUCGAUACAGCUCACGGUCAAGUGCGAUUGAUUGCACCAUCCAGUGGGACGAAUUGUCAACAGAAACAAAGGUAUACCAAAUGGCAACAAUGAAAAACCAUGCUAUAGGCACAUCACUGCUGAUCCAAUAUAGUAUUAAAAAUUGAUUGUCUUUUUGAGUGACACAUCUACAGGAAGCUUGCCGCUGUCAUGAUUAUCUGAAAUAAAAGUUACAU
Messenger RNA from Dermacentor silvarum, 913 nucleotides. RefSeq lists its product as uncharacterized. Lineage: Eukaryota; Metazoa; Arthropoda; Arachnida; Ixodida; Ixodidae. The transcript has 10 exons. The record is from RefSeq and is a predicted model, not a curated record. Bases 58 to 729 code for a protein of 223 amino acids.